AUGAAGCCGUUAUCGAUCGCAACGGCCCUUGCCGGCAUCGUUUCGGCUGUUCUGGCGGCCGAGCCACGCCAAUCAAAGGAUAUCCUCCCCAAAGACUUCAAGCCGCCGCAGGUCUACAAGAACGCGAAUUUGGUACACAUCGUCUCAUUGGAGAAGAACUAUGCCAAGGAGCAGAUCAAUGCUGUCAUUGAGAACGUGUCCUCGGAGCCUCAGUACGAAUAUUACGUUCCAUUCACGGCGGAUCAGUUAAGUCGAGUUGGAGGAUUCGAGGUCAAGGAUCGUAAAGACGCCAGCGCUGGGAAAUUCGUCGCGGAUGUUGUAGACGAUGUCCAAUAUUACCGCAUCCGACUGCCGACGCCUCUCGAGGCUGGCGGCCAACAGACUCUCGGCAUCUCGUUUUACUACCUUAGAGCCUACAAGGCCCUACCCGCCUUGAUUGACCAGACCGAUGAACAAUACCUGUCUUACGACUUCUCCAUCUACGCCCCCUCCGCAUACCCGACGCUGAAGCAGAAGACUGAGGUCAAGGCCGGAUCCGCGAAGAUCCCAGACUAUACCAAACUAGCCGGCACAGGGGACGUCCCAGAAUAUCCCCAGAAGCAGGGUACAAAGUUGACAUACGGCCCGUUUGACGAGAAGCCGGCUGGCGCAUUUUCACCGGCCACGAUCCGAUUCGAGUUUACCAAGCCAGUCAUUCACAUCUCGGCCUUGGAGCGUGAUAUUGAGGUCAGCCACUGGGGCGGAAACGUUGCUUUUGAGGAGCGCUAUACGAUUCAGCACCUCGGCGCCAAUCUGUCGACCCAGUUCAACCGCGUGAAGUGGGCUCAGUCGCAGUUCAUGAACCCCAACUCGCAUGCCCUGAAAGAGUUGCGUGUGCCUCUGCAAGUCGGAAGUGACGACGCUUACUUCACCGACACUAUUGGCAAUGUAUCUACAUCUCACUUCAGAAGCAAUAAGCGCGAGGCUGUCUUGGAGCUGAAGCCACGCUACCCCAUCUUUGGAGGGUGGAAGUAUCCCUUCACUAUCGGGUGGAACUCGAAUGCCGCCAACUACCUGCGCAGGACCGCAACUGGUGGUUUCGUUUUCCGAACACCGUUCCUCGAGGGCCCCAAGCAAGCAGAGGGUGUCGAGUACGAGCACAUCGACCUUCGCGUCCUGCUGCCUGAGGGUGCACAGAACGUCAAGCUGCUCGCUGAUAUCCCCGAGUCUUCCAUCAUCGAGCACACUGUUGGUCUACACAAGACCUACUUGGACACGAUUGGUCGGACUGCUGUGCACAUCAAGGCGCGGAACCUCGUGGACGAGUUCCGUGACCGCGAACUCAUCAUCACAUAUGACGUUUCGUCCAGCAUCACUCUGAGGAAGCCAUUCAUCGUGUUCGCCAGCAUGCUAGCGGUUUUCACACUGGCUUGGGCGGUCGGCAAGAUCGACGUUGGGUUCGCGAAGACGAAGCAGGCGUGA
Emericellopsis cladophorae is the source of this 1461-nucleotide messenger RNA. RefSeq names its product Dolichyl-diphosphooligosaccharide--protein glycosyltransferase subunit 1. Gene Ontology annotation, cellular component: oligosaccharyltransferase complex; membrane. The record is from RefSeq and is a predicted model, not a curated record. The transcript is spliced from 3 exons. Bases 1 to 1461 code for a protein of 486 amino acids. Lineage: Eukaryota; Fungi; Ascomycota; Sordariomycetes; Hypocreales; Bionectriaceae.